AUGGGCUGUGGGACAUCCAAGGGCCGGGUGGUGGACGGGGCCAAGGGUGGCAGGGCCAAGGGUGCUACAGAGGGGAAGCGGGCACUGGUUGUAGGCUCGUAUGCGUCGAGACCGGUCACUGUCGAGGUGCUGUACCUCCCAUCGGCGGCGCAGGGAAGCGACUCGUCGCUGCGCAAGGUCUCGACUCGUAUCAAGCUCAAUCCGUCGACGUAUCAGGUAAUCUGGGACCCACGGGGCACAGAGGUUGUCUUCCUUGACGGAGCCGACAAGGUGUACUUUCCCAUCUCGUCGGUUCUCCGCCGCCAGGGCGUCGUCUAUCCGCUGGUCGAGCCUGUCGUCCUCCCCGGCAGCGAGGAAGCUGCCGCGCUGGUGGCUUGGGGCGAUCCGCUUGAAGAUGAGACUGGCGACGAGGCUUGCGACGGGUGGCGGGCCAUGGGCUACACUGCAUCGCCGGUCCGUCACCUCGCUUCCGUCGCCCAUGCCCGCGGCACGCUCUUUGUAGACGCCUCUUUUCCACCUCCGGACGAUGAUGACGAUGCCGGAGGUUGGGAGCGCCUCGGCGAGCUGGCGCAUGCCUCAGGUGUGAGUACACUUGAUCCCUCCAUCGUCACUCUGGCCAUGUGGGCCUCCAUCGGGCCAUCGCUCGCGUGGUUUAAGGCUACGCUCGCUGCUCGUGCUUGGCUGGCAGGAGAUGGCAACCCGCUGCCGGGCUUGGUAGAGCCGGUCGAUGCGCGCGAAGCAGCGUACGGUGGCGUCACGGGUGUCCGCUACUGGGAUCCGAUCACAGCGUCGCAGCAGGUUAAUGUCACCGACGACAUUGUGCCAACCGCAGCCGACGCCUUUCCGUGGUCGUCCGACAUGCCGCACCCAACCGCGUCGGGUGCCAAUUUUGCCGGCGUGGCCGCCCUGUGGCUUGCGCUCAAGCACUUUGCCAAGGCGUUUGGCUCGUGGGACCUGCUUGCAGGGCCGGACACUCCGUUCUCGCUGGGCCAAUGCCUGGCUAUGGCCAUCGGGCCGGGCGUAGCCACGACGUCGCGGCUCUGGUCAGAUUUGCUGGUGGCCCUGGCGACCGAGGUCACACCUUCAGUGGCAGUUCUUGUCUGCAGCGAGCUGCCUUCCAGUAGCCCUGCUGUUAUUGUGGAUGCGUUCUCUUUUGACAACUCGGACGCCGGCCGCUAUGUCCGGCUCUUUAUUCCCGGGUGCGACACAAACGUGAUUGCGCUCUGGCACCCGAGAUGCUGUACUCGCCGAUGA
Molecule: messenger RNA, 1254 nt
Organism: Thecamonas trahens ATCC 50062
Lineage: Eukaryota; Apusomonadida; Apusomonadidae
Exons: 2
Coding region: 1-1254 (417 amino acids)
Source: RefSeq, a predicted model, not a curated record